AUGCAUCAAUUGGCAGCGAUGGACGAUCAAUUUUGCGUGGUACCUUUCUGGGAUAUCCCAUUUAUAGAAGCUGACAACUUACUGUCGGAUUACUACGAUGAAAGUAGUAUUUCUAAAGCUGCUUCCAGAUGUCCAAACAACGUUUCCAAGGUUUCAACACGAUACUUAUUGGACGAAGAUUUGGAUGAUGUACUGGAACAGAUUUACACAUCAACAGCAGAGCAAAAUGACGAAGGACAAUUAUUGUGCAGUUUAGAUGAUGAAUGUGACAAACCUGGUUAUUAUGAUGGUAAUGAUAUUUCGUGGCUGAAUGAAUUCAUGAAUAUUUAUGGGAUUACCACUUUAGAUUCAAAUGAUGAUUUUAACAUGAAAAGUAUCAAUACAGUCGUUACAACACCACAAGCCAAGGCAAAUCAUUCAGUUAUUGUACCGCCUAUGGAAGAAAUGAAAAAUGAUGAAAUUUUAAUUGAUAAAUGCACUACACAAUUGUCAAUAGCUCCGGACAAUGUUUCGAUGAUGUCAUUUGAUAUUUGUACUGCUGCUGGUAGUGGAAAUAUGUUUUCUGCUCGAAAAACUAACACAGCACGAAAAAGUGUUAAAAAUGUGAUGGGAGAAAACGAUAAGACAAUACAUUCAAGUGCUGUGGAAAUUGCGAAUGGCAGUAUUCACGAAAAAAGCAGUGUUGUCUCAGAUCACAUGCAAAAGCUUGAAAAUUUUGCAGUAAACGGAAUGCUUUUUGAUGGUAUUAGUGAGCGCAAACGGGAGCAGAAUCGUUGCGCAGCAAUUCGAUAUAGAGGUAAGCGUCGUGAAGAAGUGAAACAGAUGAAACAAGAGUUGCAUAAGCUUGAACUACGCAACACAGAAUUGAAAACUGAAAUGAACUGGCUCGAAAAAGAAGUCACUUAUUUAAAAAGUUUGAUGAAACUUACGAAGAGUUUGUGA
Brugia malayi is the source of this 942-nucleotide messenger RNA. RefSeq lists its product as uncharacterized. Gene Ontology annotation, molecular function: DNA-binding transcription activator activity, RNA polymerase II-specific; RNA polymerase II transcription regulatory region sequence-specific DNA binding. Gene Ontology annotation, biological process: regulation of transcription by RNA polymerase II. The record is from RefSeq and is a predicted model, not a curated record. The transcript is spliced from 6 exons. The coding region runs from base 1 to 942 and encodes 313 amino acids. NCBI's taxonomy places the organism in Eukaryota, Metazoa, Nematoda, Chromadorea, Rhabditida, Onchocercidae. Gene Ontology annotation, cellular component: nucleus.